UUGCUUCCCUGCAGAAAAUGAUGGGGAAGUAAAGGAAAGUUGAAGAGUUGUCAUGCACCUCUCCCAGGCAGCAUGGGUGCCUUGUUUCCAUCGCCCGGAACAAGCUGGCAGAGAGGGUGAGUCCUCUCCAGAGUUUACUUUUGGAUGAAAGCAUGCUCUCUUUCCAGUAGAAGAUGGUGACCCUGGAGUAUGAUCAUGGAGAAGGGGAUGAGUUCAGUGGAAGUGUUACCUUCCAAAUCAUCCCAGGUUACAGCUGUAAAGGUGAUGGUGAAGGAGCAUGAAACAAAAUUGAUCCAAAAAGGGAAACCAGUGGGAUUUGUGCUUGUACAUGCAGGUGCAGGUUAUCAUUCUGAAUCCAAAGCUAAAGAAUACAAACAUGUUUGCAAAAGAGCCUGUCAAAAGGCAAUUGAAAAACUUCAGGCUGGUGCUCUUGCAACUGAUGCAGUGACUGCGGCACUAAUUGAACUAGAGGAUUCCCCCUUUACAAAUGCAGGAAUGGGAUCUAACCUAAACCUUUUGGGUGAGAUAGAAUGUGAUGCCAGUAUAAUGGAUGGAAAGUCAUUAAAUUUUGGAGCAGUUGGAGCACUGAGUGGAAUCAAGAAUCCUGUUUCAGUUGCAAAUAGGUUGUUGUGUGAAGGGCAGAAGGGAAAACUCUCUGCUGGCAGAAUUCCACCUUGCUUUUUGGUUGGUGAAGGAGCUUACAGAUGGGCAGUUGAUCAUGGGAUACCAGCAUGUUCACCAGGUAUCAUGACUACAAGGUUUAGUUUAGCAGCUUUUAAGAGGAACAAAAGGAAGCUGGAGUUGGCAGAAAAGGUGGAAACAGAUCUUAUUCAGCUAAAGAAAAGAAGACAAUCAAGUGAAAAGGAGAAUGACUCAGGAACACUGGAUACAGUUGGUGCAGUCGUUGUUGACCAAGAAGGAAAUGUUGCUGCUGCUGUCUCCAGUGGAGGCUUAGCUUUGAAGCAUCCUGGAAGAGUUGGUCAGGCAGCUCUUUAUGGAUGUGGCUGCUGGGCUGAAAAUAUUGGAGUUCAUAAUCCUUAUUCCACAGCUGUGAGUACUUCAGGUUGUGGAGAGCACCUUGUAAGGACCAUACUGGCCAGAGAAUGUUCACGUGCUUUGCAAACAGAAGAUGCCCACCAGGCUCUGCUAGAGACUAUGCAAAACAAGUUUAUUAGUUCACCUUUUCUAGCCAAUGAAGAUGGUGUACUUGGUGGAGUGAUAGUUCUUCGAUCUUGCAGAUGUUCUGCAGAGCCUGACUCUUUACAAGAAAAGCAGACUCUACUAGUGGAGUUCUUGUGGAGUCAUACAACAGAGAGCAUGUGUGUAGGAUAUAUGUCAGCACAGGAUGGGAAAGCCAAGACUCACAUUUCGAGACUUCCUCCUGGAGCUGUGGCAGGGCAGUCUGUGGCAAUCGAAGGAGGAGUCUGUCGGCUGGAGACCCCAGCAAACUGAACAGCUUACUCCUCAGCUCAGUACAGAGAAUGUGAAUGACGUUUUGUACAAUAAGAUCUUUUGUGUUUUAACAGAUGUUGGGAAUUUUUCUCUCAUUUUAUACUCUUUAUUGCAACCACAUGCACCAUAACUUGAGAUAAGUGCUGCUGUUAUUUAUACUCAUUCUGUGCGAAGGGGUGUGUGCAUGCUCAUUUUUCUCCCAAACAAAUCAGAACUCUUCUUAGUUGUGUAGGUGAAGAUAAUGUAUGAUGAAUGUUGCAUUUAAAUUUUCAUUGUUUACAGUUUUAAAAUAAUGCCCUAAAACAACAGAAAAAAACUAAUUGAAAGAUGUGAUAGUAACUAUCAUUCGUGUUCUAAAUUAGGAAGUAACGGGCCUCAGAGGUAGUUGUGUAGUAAUGCAAAAGUGAUUGUGGUUUGUACAUUUCUUUUAAGUUUAAGUGGAUCCAGUGGUGACUUAAACACUGCUUCUUCAUCCCCUAUGUGGGGCAUUUUUCUUUGACAAAGAAUGGUUUCAGUGAAACAAUCUAGAGCAGAAUUAUGGCCAGAAUUGUUUUUAAAUAGUCUUAUAAUAUAAGUUGUAUCUCUCUUCCCAAGCUAAGAUGUUACAUAGCUUCAAGCUGUAUGUAUUACAAAAAAGCUAUAUAAAGAUAAUGUACCGUAAUGCAGUCUUUACUUUGUGUAUAAUGGAAUAUUACAAUGUAAAUAAGAAAACAAAGUUUAUGGAAAGAUUCAAUGCUAUUCUUUGUUUCUUGUUUAAAUAUAUAUUUUAAGAAAAAGGUACAGAAAUAAAUGAGCAUAUUACUGUAUGCUAAGUAUGUGUAUUAUUAUUGAAAGAUCUGAUAGUAGCCCUCUUCUUGAAAAAGUGACUUCCUCAAAGUUCACUUACAGCAUGUGUGUAUGUAUACUAAUGUGUGUAAUAUGUAUGCAUUAUGCAUACAUUUACUGUAAUAUUUUUCCCACAUAUUCUAAAAAGUUACAUAUUCAUAUAACUAUGUAGGCCACAACUGCCUUGUAAGUAUAAACAGUCAGUUAUCUCUGUACACCAGUUCUGAUAUUUUAGCAAAUCAUUUGAGUUCUGAAGAUGAGUUCUUAAGUUUCAAACAUCCAUUCAGUAUUCUUCUUCCUGUUGGCAAUGACAGCACCAUAAGAUUUUUGUAAUGACCAACUUUUGUUCAAUGUCUUGUAGAUAGGCCAAAGAGAAGCAACGGUAGUUUAUAUCUUUUUUUUUUCUGUUCAAAUUUGAUAACAGAAAGUAGAUACUCCAUUUUACCUUUUUCCAGAAGUACAGGAUACGUAUAUAGUCCAAUAAGAUAUAGUUCACCCAACAGUGUACUCACCUCUUUAUUUUGUAUUGUUGUGCCUGCUUAUAACAGAAAUGCCUGAUUCUGAUUAAAUGGUUGCAUUGAUUAUGAUAU
Mauremys reevesii (Reeves's turtle) is the source of this 2867-nucleotide messenger RNA. It is a transcript of the gene TASP1, whose product is annotated as taspase 1. The record is from RefSeq and is a predicted model, not a curated record. Lineage: Eukaryota; Metazoa; Chordata; Testudines; Geoemydidae. Bases 190 to 1452 code for a protein of 420 amino acids. Gene Ontology annotation, molecular function: threonine-type endopeptidase activity. Gene Ontology annotation, biological process: protein maturation. The transcript is spliced from 14 exons.